CCCAGACUUUUCUCCUCAGCCACGCUGAGAGGGCGACUUUGAGGAGGCCACAGGCCCAGCAACACCAGCAUGGCUGCAGCUGCCUCUGUGACCAGCCUGGCAGAUGAGGUCAACUGUCCCAUCUGCCAAGGCACCCUGAGGGAGCCGGUCACCAUCGACUGUGGCCACAACUUCUGCCGUGGCUGCCUCACUCGCUACUGUGAGAUUCCGGGUCCAGACCCUGAGGAGUCCCCCACCUGCCCACUCUGCAAGGAGCCCUUCCGCCCUGGUAGCUUCCGGCCCAACUGGCAGCUGGCCAAUGUGGUGGAGAACAUUGAGCGCCUCCAGCUGGUGUCCACACUGGGCUCGGAGGAGGAGGAUGUCUGCCAGGAGCACCGAGAGAAGAUCUACUUCUUUUGUGAGGAUGACGAGAUGCAGUUGUGCGUGGUGUGCCGUGAGGCUGGGGAGCACGAGGCCCACACCAUGCGCUUCCUGGAAGAUGCGGCAGCUCCUUAUAGGGAACAAAUACAAAAAUGUCUUAAGUGUCUAAGAAAAGAGAGAGAAGAAAUUCAAGAAAUUCAGUCAAGAGAAAAUAAAAGAAUACAAGUCCUCCUGACUCAGGUGUCUACCAAGAGACAACAGGUGAUUUCUGAGUUUUCACAUCUGAGCAAGUUCCUAGAGGAACAGCAGAGCAUCCUCUUGGCACAAUUGGAGAGUCUGGAUGGGGACAUCUUGAAACAACAGGAUGAAUUUGAUUUCCUGGUCACUGGAGAGAUCUGCCGUUUUAGCACUCUGAUUGAAGAACUGGAAGAGAAAAAUGAGAGGCCAGCAAGGGAGCUCUUGACGGACAUCAGAAGCACUUUAAUAAGAUGUGAAACCAGAAAGUGCCGGAAACCAGAGGCUGUGGCCCCUGAGUUGGGCCAGAGGAUCCGGGACUUCCCCCAGCAGGCCCUCCCGCUGCAGAGGGAGAUGAAGAUAUUUUUGGAAAAACUCCGCUUAGAGUUGGGCUAUGAGCCAGCUCACAUCUCUCUAGACCCCCAGACUUCCCACCCCAAGCUCCUCUUGUCUGAUGACCACCAGAGGGCUCGAUUCUCCUACAAAUGGCAGAACUCGCCAGACAAUCCCCAGCGUUUUGACCGGGCCACUUGUGUCCUGGCUCACGGUGGUUUCACAGGAGGAAGACAUACAUGGGUAGUGAGUGUAGAUCUGGCUCAUGGGGGCAGCUGCACCGUGGGUGUGGUGAGUGAGGAUGUGCGGCGGAAGGGGGAGCUUCGGCUGCGGCCAGAUGAGGGGGUGUGGGCGGUGAGGCUGGCCUGGGGCUUCGUCUCAGCUCUGGGUUCCUUUCCCACACGGCUGGCCCUGGAGGAGCAGCCACGGCAGGUGCGGGUGUCUCUUGACUAUGAGGUAGGCUGGGUUACCUUCACUAACGCUGUCACUCGUGAGCCCCUCCAUACCUUCACUGCCUCUUUCACUCGGAAGGUCUUUCCCUUCUUUGGGCUCUGGGGCCGAGGGUCCAGUUUCUCCCUGAGCUCCUGAGAGGGUGUGGUUACUCUUCUCUAAGUAAGGACUCAAAUCAAGUACUAUGUGAACUUGACCCCUGGCUGGGUAACCUGGAAGACUUGCAAUAGAAAUGACUGCUUUAGACGAUGAGAUGGGACUGGUUGGUGAGGAACAAGGGAUGUGACCUUCAAUUUGCUGAUCAAGACAUUUCCCAGUUCCCAGUGGAUACCUGGGAACUCAGGCUGCUGCCCUGCCAGCUCUCCUCACCACCAUCCUCAUCAGGCACAGAAGUAGCUAUAUAGUAGAAAGGGUCCUGAAUUUAGAGCUGGAAGAUCUGAGUUCUAGAACUAGCCUUGUUACCAACCAAUUGUAUGACUCUAAGUAAGGCACCUCACCUCUCUUCAUCUUGCUUUCUUCCCAAAAUAUUAGAGUUCGUUUACUCUCAUCAUCAAGAAACACUUAUUAUGUGCUAACUAUUGACCAAGCAGUGUGGUAGCACUGGUGAUUUGAAAAUAAAACAAACAAAUAAAAACACCUGUCCUGUAUCUGAAGGAGCUC
Carlito syrichta (Philippine tarsier) is the source of this 2037-nucleotide messenger RNA. Its product is annotated as tripartite motif-containing protein 10. The transcript is spliced from 7 exons. Gene Ontology annotation, molecular function: zinc ion binding; protein binding. Bases 70 to 1515 code for a protein of 481 amino acids. The record is from RefSeq and is a predicted model, not a curated record. NCBI's taxonomy places the organism in Eukaryota, Metazoa, Chordata, Mammalia, Primates, Tarsiidae.